AUCCCCACUCCUGAAAGGCUCGCUCCAGUAUGUUAUAGAACUCAAUGAACGGAACGCACUUAUGCCGAUGACAAACUAACCUAUCUGAUUAACCUCUUUUGUCGUCUCGAUUCUUAGGCAUUAUUUAAAAAAUUCUAAUUAUUAGGAGUGUUUUAAACGGAAAGAAACAUGUUGAAAUUUCCAAGAUUACUCGUAAAUCACGUAAAAACAUUGGCAACGCCUACUUUGCCGAACAAAGUGGAUUGUUUAUCCCAACAAACACGGAAUACCUUCAUUUUGAAAAGAAGACAUCAACCUUCUUUUCAUAAAAAGAAUUGUAGACCAAAACAUUUGAAAACAAAACAUUACAUUUAUGAUCUUGUUGAAGAUACAAAUACCAGUAAACAGGAGCCACUUGAUUUGAUUUUGACACAAUAUGUAGCAGGACUCGGUAGUGCAGGCACCAGGGUAACAAUGCGUCCAAAACCAGCAUACUCUACACUUUUAUUACCAAAAUUAGCAGAUUACGCUACUCCCGAGAACAUAGAAAAAUAUUCAAAAUUAGUGGAUCAAGGAGAUAAUAUGCCAUUUAGCUCUGCAUCUGUAGAAGGAACAAUAAAGUAUCUGUCACAAAAACGAAUAUCAAUUGUGAUGUCAAAGGACAUGCCGUGGACAUUGGAGAAAUGGCAUAUUAGAACAAGUUUCCGCAAAGCUGCUAUCUAUCUGUCGGAAGAUACUAUAACGAUGCCAGAAAAACCGAUAUCUGGUCCAAACUUAGAGAUAGAAGGAAAGGAAUUUUUCGUGACUCUCACGAUCAACAAUCGCGAGCAGGUAAAGGUGAGAUGCUGUCUGCAUCAUUGGACACCAGAUAAGGCUGCACAAAUUUGCAUCGACGAGUUUUGGAAGCUGCCGACUGAGCCGAUAUUUCCCGAGAACAAACCAAUUUUAGAUUCCCUUCCUGCCUUUUGGGUAGAUAAGAAAAAAGAUAGAAUAUAAAUGUUACAUAUUGUAUUAUAAUAUAAAUAAAUAAUAUUUAAAAAUA
Molecule: messenger RNA, 1021 nt
Organism: Linepithema humile (Argentine ant)
Lineage: Eukaryota; Metazoa; Arthropoda; Insecta; Hymenoptera; Formicidae
Gene: mRpL9
Product: mitochondrial ribosomal protein L9
Biological process (GO): translation
Cellular component (GO): ribosome; mitochondrion
Molecular function (GO): structural constituent of ribosome
Source: RefSeq, a predicted model, not a curated record